Sphaeramia orbicularis (orbiculate cardinalfish) is the source of this 1821-nucleotide messenger RNA. RefSeq names its product carboxypeptidase N subunit 2. Bases 76 to 1647 code for a protein of 523 amino acids. The record is from RefSeq and is a predicted model, not a curated record. Gene Ontology annotation, molecular function: protein binding. NCBI's taxonomy places the organism in Eukaryota, Metazoa, Chordata, Actinopteri, Kurtiformes, Apogonidae. The transcript is spliced from 2 exons.
UUGUGUCAGCCGCGGUGUAGAUCCACAAGGAAAUUUGACAUAAUACUGUGUGAUUUCUACAGCAAAGAGUGAAAGAUGGACAGAGUGUUUGGGCUUUCUCUGCUCCUGGUGUUGCUUCUUUUUGACAAAAACAACAGCGAAGCCUCAUGUCCAGCCAGGUGCCAGUGUUUCACUCCAGCCCAAGUACUAUGCGCUGACGAACGGAUGUCAUCUUUACCCAAAAACGUGUCCAGACAGGUCAAGGAGUUUAUUUUAAUGACUUCCUCCGUGUCCUACCUGUUCAUCAACACUUUGCAGGAAAGCCCUCAGCUCACCACGCUCAUCCUGUUGAACAACGCGCUGCGAAGUAUUCACGUUCACGCUCUGGAUCAUCUGACGGAGCUGCAGGAGCUGGAGAUCAGUGGGAACCCCAUGCUGGAGCAUCUGUUUCUGGGGACUUUUUCCAAGCAGAGUAACCUGACUAAACUUCUGCUCAACUUCAACCGCUUUAGGACCGUUCUUCCAGGCAUGUUCGACUCCCUUAAACAACUCCACACUCUGCAGAUGAAGGGGAACCUUAUUUCCCAACUGCCUCCGCUCAUUUUCCUACACCUGCCCAACCUACGUGUCCUGGACCUGUCGCAAAACAAACUUACAGACUUACGAAGCGACAUUUUUUCUGGCCUGGAUCGUUUGGAAGUUCUUAAAAUUAACAACAACCUGAUCAGUAAUCUUACAUCAGACAUGUUCCAGAAUAUUUCUCAGCUUGCGGAGCUAAACUUGGAAGGGAAUCAGAUAACAGAACUCAGUGAGAACGUCUUUUCCGGGUUAGCCAAACUGCAGGUGCUGAACCUUCGGGGGAACCUUCUCACAACCUUUAGCGAUGAAGUGCUUGGAUCUGAUCCGUUAAAUCUAAAGGAGUUGAACCUGAAAGGAAACAGACUGACUGAAGUCACCUCUCUGAGCCGCCUCACAUCUCUCACAGACCUCAUCUUAUCCUCCAAUCAGCUGUUCAGCCUCCCUGAAGACGCUUUUAAAAAUCUUACAAACUUAGAGACUGUGGACCUCAGUGAAAACCAGCUGUCGUCUUUGCCCGAGACCAUCUUCCAUCAGCUGUUCAACAUCAAGGCGAUCCACUUAAACAAAAACAACCUGAGCAAAGUGGAAGCCAACCUCUUCCAGGACCAGAUGCUCAUUCAGCAGCUCUACUUGUCUGAUAACCAGUUGGAAACUCUCCCGUUCGGCCUCAUGGAUACAUUUGUUCUCCAACACAUAGUGAGGUUGCAUGGAAACCCCUGGAAAUGCGACUGCCACAUGUGGUACAUGCACGACUGGGUGCUUAAAUACAGCCAGGACAUAGAGAUGCUUGACAACCUGCUCUGCGACAGUCCCGACUUCCUUCGACGACACACCGUCAUCUCCGUGGCCAAGGACCAGCUAGUGUGUCAGAUAUCUGAGGACCACCUGCCUGAUCUGAGCAGAUGUGUAUUACACGCCUCUGGUGACACCAUGACAAUCAAGUGCAGAGUAACUAAAUGUUCCCCUCUGACGGUGAAGGUACAGUUUCAGGAGGACGGAGGCAGCCUGUGGGAGCAUGUCAUCAAAAACCAGGGAUCUGAAAGUUCUAACUGUAGCAACGAGACCACAACCGGGAAUCCCUUUGAGUAGAUUUUCCAGCGAAAUUAGACUUUGUUCUUUGUGCAAAUAUGACUUAUGCAUUUGUUCUUUUCUUCGGACUGUCAGAGUCAAUACUGUAAACAAACCUCCUACUCAGCCGCUGAUAGCCAGUAUACAUAAAUCCCACUGUUCAAAGUUCAGCCGAAAACCAUUAAACAUCAUGCA